Phytomonas sp. Hart1 is the source of this 3093-nucleotide messenger RNA. The record is from the annotation of a GenBank genome assembly. NCBI's taxonomy places the organism in Eukaryota, Euglenozoa, Kinetoplastea, Trypanosomatida, Trypanosomatidae.
AUGCACGUACCGACAAUGACGACUCAUGUCACGGCACGUUCCCACAAACCGACCUAUAGUUCGUCAAGAGGGCAAAACGGUGACCUUGACAAAGCCCCAAAGCACCAGCGUAGGAAGGAUGAAACCCUUCACGAGACCUGCGCGUCGGAAAAACGAUCUGGGGAUGACUUCCGGAAAGGCGAGGCCGAUUCAUCCAAAGUCCCCAAGCUUCAGAAAUUGCACCUUAUGGAUGAGUUGAAGAAGUUUUUCUUUAGCGAUCCCGCGAUUUCGGGUCCGAUGAUGUCCGCCAACUAUCUUGCCACCAAAUCCAGCGCCCACAAAGUCAAGGAGGUGGCGGAGAAGCCAAAGGAGGUCCAUAAAUCCGUUCCUCGUCUACCGUGCGGGCGCUACCGGGAUGGCUAUCACACACCCCUUUCCCCUCCGCAUGGGUCGGACUCGGGUUUCGCGUCCUCCGGGCAUUGGGCUCCGCGCUCAUCGGCCUCGCAGCCCUCCGAUCGAACCCUUUCCAAUCACACCCCAUCCCGCACUACGACCGCCUGUUUAAAGCGAACAAGCCCGGUGAAGUUGAGCUCACCUUCUCACGCCAAAGAAGCGAUGGAAGGAAGGGUGAAAUGCCAUGGCCUUCCCACCGGGGGGAGUGGCCGCUGUUCGAAUGUUUUAGAUCUUCGACAUCGAGGGCUGGUGCGGCUUCCUUGUCUUCAUAUGGCCGAUACGGGAUCCCCCCAUGGCAGUGGGGAGGGUAUCGCCAGCAGGCUAUCCGUGCUCAAUUUGUCUAAUAAUCACCUCGAAACAAUAGCUUCGGAGGGACUGAGAGCGAUGGAUGGGGGUCAUCGCGGUAAAUACAAUAUGGUAUUCCUCAAAGAACCCGAGCGACAUCUCAGCCCAGUUUCGCGGCCCUGUUCGAUCGCCAUCUUUCGCAAUGUAUCGUUAUUGGAUCUCACCAAUAAUUCAAUUCAUAGCCUCGAUGGAAUCGAGGCGCUCCCGUUAUUGCGUUCUCUACGACUCACACGUAAUGCGAUUAUCUCGCUCUCCAGUUUAUGGUGUGCGCCGUGUGUUGGAAAGUUAGACAUGUUGGAUGUGAGCGAGAACCGCAUCGAGCAGCUCGUCUCACCAGAUGACGUAGAAGUACUCAAACAGAAUCCCCCCCUUUCGCUGUUGGUUUUAAGAAUCAAUAGCAAUCGUUUGUACACGCUUCCUCAAUGUUUAUCGAUCUUUAAACAACUGAGGGUUUUUCGGGCUCGCGGGAACAAGUUGGCAUCCGUGCCGGAUGCGUUCCCCAGCCCAUCCUUUUGCCCUAAAAUUCGCUAUAUCGACCUCAGCGCGAACCUCUUAUCGGAAAAAGAUCAGCAGGCUCUUCAACGGCGCAUCUCGGCUCUUGAAAAAAUCACAACUGAUACUUUACAUGAUGGUUCGCGUAAGCGUCGAGGAAACAUUUUGUUGGAUUUGAGCCAUAGCAAAAUUCGAGAAAAGACGCCGCUUGUCCCAGAAAGCAUUGACACCCCUUUGUCCUCACCUGAAGUUGAAGACGCCGUUCAAAGACACUGCAAUACGGCGUCUUCAGUGAUAAGUCCCAUUGGGAAAGUCCGCGGGUAUUUAGACGAUUACACCGCGAUAGAAGCUGCAGAGACCAAGAUGAUACCACCGGACAGGGAACAUUCAGCGGCGACCCAGGUCUCCUCCACGAUCAGCUCUCCGACAUUGCACUCGUCGGGGGUGAAAAACAACGGCAAUUUGGUAGGUUCUACACCAACCAUCGCGCUAUCAUCUAUUCCGUAUCCCAAGCGGCGUCGUUCGUCGAAGAAGGAGCCGCCCCAACUCAAAAAAAGCCCGGUCACCGGCAUGCGAUUGAGCCUCGAGGGGCCGAAGAGUGAUCCCGUGAUGUUGGCUACGAACGUGUGGUAUAUCGAUCUUUCCGAGCUCCUGAAGAACGUGGAGAAGGAUCUACUCGCGGCCGGUGGGCGAUGUAAAAAUUUAAUCCCCCGAUUGCCCAGUUCGAUGGCGCUGAGCCUAUGGGAUAGUAUGCCGCGGCUGGGGCUUGUGUAUUGCCAGGGCGAAUCUUAUUCCCCCGCCACGUUAAUUAUUGGCAAUAUCACCGCGCCAUGCACGACCAAUCCGCAUUGUAUUGUUCUGAUUUAUCAAAUUCUGCGCUCGAUUAGCAUGUUGAGUCCCGAUCAGUACAAUCAGUACCUCAAAUGCAGCGAAAGCCAAUACAGCGAGGAAAGGAGCACGACGCUUUCCUUUACCCCUCGUCCAUUUCUGAUCGAUCGCGUCUUUCCGCCCAAAACGAGGGUGGCGAUUAAAGUUUACCAUCUUUUUCACCCUACGCAUCCUUUUCAGACUUCUUUGGGGCUCCCGGGGGUUCUCGGGAAUGGGGGAGAUUUGUGGGCCUAUUUGCGAUGGCGGCGGGCAUGGGAGGGAAACGCGCGGGUUGGGGGGCUCCGCGCGGAUAACGCGUACGCCAGGGCCCGCGUGGAGGCCCGCAGCCUCCCUGACCUGGCGGGACUUUUCGAUUUGAACGCCGAAGGGGCCCCGCCGGGGCCUGGCGUCUCGAGUUUCCCCCCCAUUCCCCUGCCUUGGGCGAGUUUGUACGACCUUCUUGGGCUUAAAUCCGGCGCGAAAAAGACUUUGUGGGAGGGCGAGGGGAAGCUCGCCGCGGCCGCGGAGAUUCUCCCCAGCUUGCGCGAUACGCCCCCGUCCGUGGUGUUCGCCUACGUCCUGAGCGAGAAAAUGCGGGUUUGGCCGGUAAAAACUCCAAAAUCGCCCCGCACGUCCUUCGGUGGGUGCAAUCUUAUGGAUCCGGAUGGUACUGCACAGGAUUCGGCCACGGUGGCGAAUGGGCCGCUGGAUUACGUGGGCCUUUCGUUGAAGUUGUUAUCGUAUGUACAUAAUAGCAUCCAGCGCACGAAGGAGAUGGCGAAUCAGUCCAUCGAACGCGCACAGAUAUCGUGUCCGUUGGUGUCGUACUCACGGGAUGCAAUCUAUACCGCACGCCGCGCCGCGUUGGCGAAGGAACGUAUCUUAGUUUCGGAUUCACAUAAGGGAAAUAUUAGUGAUGCGAUUUUUCAUAUACCGUCUGCUAAGUUCUUACCCUAA